CUAAGAAUCUAACAACAUAUGUAGAAGUCUCUGUGGGAGAAUCUUUCUACGUAUUCCCCAAAGUGGCAGGCAGGGAUCGCGAUCGUUGGCGGACGGCAAGCAGGAGAAGAGGUGUGUCACGGCGCGUACAGGAGCGAAUGAUUGACUCGCCGACUUUUCAGGAGCGAGAAGAAGAGGGGACGACAGGGAGAGAGAGAGAGAGAGAGAGAGAGAGAGAAAAUUAAGGCGGUGCAGCGAGCGAGACGUAUGGUUAUCACAGACGAUCGUGACACACAAAAGCAGUUUGGCUGAGAUCGCGUGGGGAAAAAAACCUGCAUCGGCCUAGCGAGAACGUGCACCGUGCACGAGAAAUUCGCUCGGUGGUGGUGCUAGUACUGCGAGUGGUGCGUGGUGCCUGGUGGUGGUGCGGUGAUAUCGCGCAUUCCGGAUUCCGGCCGGUUACGCCUGCCAGAGAAAUGCGGUUCUGAAUCGACGAUUUCCGAUCGGCCUGCGGAGAGUGCGGACUCUGCGGGGUGGGUUGGUUGACAGGCGGGGGGAGGGGGAGGACGACGUGCGAGCGUGCGAGGUACGCGAGCCGCCGACCGCCGUGUGGCCGUGUCGUGGUGUCGCCUGUCGCCUCGCCACUCGCCCUCGCCCUCGCCAGUGCGCGUCCGCCGUCCGGUUGUCCCGUGUCCCGUGUCCCGUUUGUACUUGUGUGUUUUCGUCGAGGUCGAGACGGCACUCGGCAGACGGCAUCGCGCGCGCGAGGAGCGCCGGGUGGGAGACGGGCAGAGACGGGAAAGCGGAAAGGAAGGCAGGCAGCCAGGAAGGAAGGAAGUCAAGUGGCGAGAGAGAGAGAGACGAAGGAGGAGAGUGAGAGUGAAUGAGAGAGGCAAGAUGGCGAGCUCCUUAACGUGGUCGUGUUGCCUGCGUUUCAAAUUCAGCCCGGAGGAGAUCGAGCAGCGUUACAAGAGCCAGGAGAUCGACCGGAUGCUGGAGAAGGACCGGCAGACGUUCCGCCGGCAGGUGAAGCUGCUGCUGCUCGGGGCGGGCGAGAGCGGCAAGUCGACAUUCCUCAAGCAGAUGCGGAUUAUUCACGGAAUCAAGUUUGAGCCCGAAUUAAUUAAGGAAUACCAACAUGUGAUCUACCAGAAUAUAAUUAAGGGUAUGAAGGUUCUAGUGGAUGCACGGGAUAAACUAAAUAUCCCUUGGGAGAAUCCUAAGAAUUACGAUAUCGGUUUCCACGUACUCAAGUUCGAAAACACCAUGGUGCUGGACACUAGAUUAUUUCUGCAUUAUGUGCCAGCAUUGCAGAGUUUAUGGAAGGAUGCAUCGAUUAGAAGAGCAUUCGACAGGCGAAGAGAAUUUCAAUUGAGUGAUUCUGUCCAAUACUUUUUGGAUAAUCUUGAAAGGAUUGCAAGAGUGGAAUAUACACCUACGCAUCAGGAUAUUUUACACUGUAGGAAGGCGACAAAAGGAAUUUCCGAAUUUGUAAUACCGAUUAACAAUAUCCCAUUCCUCUUUGUCGAUGUUGGCGGUCAAAGAUCUCAAAGGCAAAAAUGGUACCAAUGCUUCGAUUGCGUGACAUCUAUACUUUUUCUUGUAUCGUCAUCGGAAUUUGACCAGGUCUUGUUGGAAGAUAGGAGGACUAAUAGGUUGGAAGAAUCUAAAAAUAUAUUUGAUACAAUCGUGAACAACAUGAUAUUUUGUGGUGUCUCUAUAAUUUUGUUCUUAAACAAAACGGAUUUACUCGAUAAGAAAGUGAGGUCACGAGAUACAAAUGUCCGUUUGUAUUUUCCACAAUUUACGGGUGAUCCACAUUCCAUGAAGGACGUGCAAAAUUUUAUCCUUGACAUGUUCGUCUCGGUCAAAAGGGAUCCAAGAAAGCCGUUGUUUCAUCACUUCACUACUGCGGUAGACACAGAAAAUAUUAAAGUCGUCUUUAAUGCUGUGAAGGAUACUAUCCUGCACCGAAACUUGGAAUCUCUCAUGCUUCAAUAAUGUAGAAUCGGAGUACGUAACCCGGAUAAAGCAGCUAGUAAAACAAAGGUACGCGUCAGAGAAAUUCAACAUUUAAUAUAUUAUUAAUCCACGCUGUAGUUUUUGAGGAAUAUUGCAAUACACCCUAGGUCAAAACGCAUUUUGAUAAGACAAUAUAUAUGUAUGGAUAUACAAAUUUUGAAUAUUUACCUUCAUAUAUAUAGAUACAUUUAUAGAUACAUUUAUUAAGAAAAAACAACUGCCUGAUGUAAAGAUAUAUUAAAACAAUUUUGACUUUAUAUACAUUGUGUAUGCAUGCAUGUAUGCGUGAGUGAUUAUUUUACAC
Messenger RNA from Temnothorax curvispinosus, 2305 nucleotides. It is a transcript of the gene cta, whose product is annotated as guanine nucleotide-binding protein subunit alpha homolog. Gene Ontology annotation, biological process: Rho protein signal transduction; adenylate cyclase-modulating G protein-coupled receptor signaling pathway. Bases 877 to 1980 code for a protein of 367 amino acids. The record is from RefSeq and is a predicted model, not a curated record. NCBI's taxonomy places the organism in Eukaryota, Metazoa, Arthropoda, Insecta, Hymenoptera, Formicidae. Gene Ontology annotation, molecular function: D5 dopamine receptor binding; G-protein beta/gamma-subunit complex binding; GTPase activity. The transcript has 6 exons. Gene Ontology annotation, cellular component: brush border membrane; heterotrimeric G-protein complex.